Messenger RNA from Hibiscus syriacus, 1549 nucleotides. RefSeq lists its product as uncharacterized. Gene Ontology annotation, cellular component: cytoplasm. Gene Ontology annotation, biological process: chromatin remodeling. The transcript has 7 exons. Lineage: Eukaryota; Viridiplantae; Streptophyta; Magnoliopsida; Malvales; Malvaceae. The record is from RefSeq and is a predicted model, not a curated record. The coding region runs from base 1 to 1548 and encodes 515 amino acids.
AUGGUCUCCUUUGCACUUCACAUUAGUAGUGAUGAUCCAACUACUUUCCAAGGAGCUAUUACUAGUCAGGAGAAAGGAAAAUGGAUGGCUGUAAUGGCUGAGGAGAUGGAGUCUUUGCAGAAAAAUCUUACAUGGGAGCUAGUUCGUCUUUCUAAUGGAAAGAAGGCUAUUGGUUGCAAAUGGGUGUAUAAAAGGAAAUCAACAGUAUCAGAAAAAGAGGGAAAAGUUCAAGGCUCGAUUGGUAGCAAAUGGUUGAAGAAAUCCUUAUAUGGGUUGGAACAGUGUCCAAGACAAUGGUAUAAACGGUUCGACUCCUAUAUGAUUAAGAUUGACUACAAGCGAUGUGAGUAUGAUUAUUGUGUUUAUAAAUUUGAUAUGAAAGACUUGGGUGCUGUAAAGAAAAUUUUUGGAAUGGAGAUUCAUAGGGAUAGAGGCUCAAGGAAACUGUGGUUAUCUCAGCAAGGCUAUGUUGAGAAAGUGUUAUACAGGUUUGGGAUGAGCAAUGCAAAGCCGGUAAGCACUCCAUUGGCAAAUCAGUUUAAGCUUUCUUCAGAACAAUGCCCUAAGACAGAUAAGGAAGUUGUUGACAUUAUGCUAGUGUUGUUGGUAGGCGACAUUGGUCAAGUGGAUUUUCAACGACAACUCCUUUUGGCUUCUACUAGUCAAGCAGCGUGCUUGGUGGCACUGGACAUAAUUGAGGAUGGCAUAGCAACACUAGCGAAAGUCGAAGAAGCCUACAGGAUUGAAAAGGAAACCAUAGAAGCAGUUGAAGAAGAGCUUGAAUUGCAGUCAUUAUAUCAGCUGAAAGAUAAUCUGACUGCUGCUGAUGACAGUACCAUUGACAACAGGUUGCUUCCAGCAAUAAAUAAAAUUUGGCCGUUCUUGGUUGUUUGCGUUCAACAAAAAAACACAUUGGUUGUAAGGAGAUGUUUAAGUGUUGUAAGCAGUGUCGUGCAAACUUGCGGAGGAAACUUUUUCUCCCGCUGCUUCCACACGGAUGGAGCUCAUUUCUGGAAACUCUUAAGCUCAUCUCCAUUCCAAAAGAAGGCAAACUUGAAAGAACGAGCCCCAUUACAACUUCCAUACAGGAGUGGUAAUGCAUCUUCAGAGGACUCUGUAGCAGAAACUUCGAGUUUGAAAGUACAGGUAGCAGUGCUCAAUAUGAUUGCUGAUUUAUCCCAAAACAAAAGAAGUGCUUCAGCAUUGAAAGUUGUUAUGAAGAAGGUUAGUGGUAUCGUGGCGGGCGUAGCGUGCAGCGGAGUCGCCGGGCUUCACGAUGCAUCGAUGAAUGCGCUAAAGGGACUUGCAUCCAUUGACCCUGAUCUUAUAUGGAUUCUUGCAGGUGAUGUUUUCUAUUCAGUGAAGAAGAAUGGGUUGCCUUCACCACCAACCUCGGAUUUUCCACCAAUCUCUGAAAUUCUACCACCAGCUGAGUCUUAUAAGAAGUUCCUAUACGUGAAAUAUGGAGGGCAGAGUUAUGGUUUUGAUGUAGAGAUUUCGUCCCUGGAUACUGUACUUCGGAAAUUGCAAGCUUUUGAUGUUAUCUAAA